Messenger RNA from Symsagittifera roscoffensis, 1757 nucleotides. RefSeq lists its product as uncharacterized. The coding region runs from base 285 to 1223 and encodes 312 amino acids. The transcript is spliced from 3 exons. NCBI's taxonomy places the organism in Eukaryota, Metazoa, Xenacoelomorpha, Acoela, Convolutidae. The record is from RefSeq and is a predicted model, not a curated record.
CCUCAGGUGUAAAAGAAAAAUAGCCGGGAAAUUUUACCACUUUUUCCCAAUUCAGACGAACAAGUGUUCAAUUAAAACUUGUUUCAUUUACUUGACGACGUUAAUUUCCCUGCACUUUAUUCGAAGAGGCGGCGCAAACUUGACAAUUAUUCGACUUUCAACUAUAAACUUAACUUCAACCAACCUUUGCAAGUCAUGCAUUUAAGAACUAAGAACUAAAUUUCAGAUUGUAUAAAUGAAAUAAAACAUUUCAGACAGAAAAAAGCGACGUCGGUUUGAAGAAGAUGGCAGCAGAAACAGACAUAUCCGAAUACCAACUCAGGUACUGUUCUCCAAAUUACUCUUCGUCCGAGGACGACAGUGAUUGUGACUUGGAACAUUUUGUUCAACUUCCGAACUCAGCUCUCGGAAUGUCCAAAAGAGAUGACUCAUCUGAAAACAAAUUCACAACUGCUGUUCGCCAAUCAGAAGACGCGAAAAACAGAAACGAAAGUGCUUCGCAUGAUUGGAACGAUUUCCAGAGCUGUGAGAUAACGACGACGACAUUAAUCGACCUAUCAGAUUGCAGCCCGAAAAGUAUCAAAAACAUCAACAGUCACACCAACAAAAACAACGACAAUAAUAACAACAACAACAACCCUCAGAUGCAUCAAACGAGUGACGUCAGAGCAAUGACAAAUAAAAACUGCUCAGAGUUGUGCAAAAUUGGCAACUUCACUUUGGAGCGAGAAGAUUUCCCGGAGAAGGGUUUGAUAGUGGAGCGAUUCCAGUGCAAGCGACACGAGGGAACGACCCAUUUGUGUGAACGACACAUCGACACCCGGCGCGACCCCAGUAGCAGCCCCGAGGCCGAGAGAAAGACUCGGGUGGGGGGACCGACAGGAGGAGGAGGGGGGACGAAUAGGCGAAGCUGCAAACGGCAGCAGCUGCAACACUUGCCAUUGGAGGACGAGCCGCCGCAGAUGAGCAGCAGCGGCAAUCAAUCAGCCGAACAAUAUCAUCAAAGACAGAGUGGAUCACUGCAGCAUAUGGACAUGCGAAGCUACAACAAAAGUCAUGAUCAAUACAUCAGCAAUAGCUGCACAGCUUCGAGUCGGUCCAUGACAGACUAUAGCAGUAAUGGCCAUAAGAACCAGAAGAUGCCGAGCAGUAGACACAAACCGACCGCUAGUCAUCGCAUGUAUUACAAUUCACCAUCUGAUUUGGGCAUUUUCCAUGUAUGAAAUCAAAUAGAAUUGUAUAGUAGCUACUGUAUAAUAAACUUGCAUAAACUCUUUAACGAAUAACAAUCAGAAGUGCUAUUCAAAAAAAGCAAUCUAAAGGGCAACUUGUGGAUGUUUUCAAUGAAAAAUAGGCAAAACAAACGAAAAACAAACGAAAAAUGAAAAACAAACAAAAUCUUAUUUGUUUUUGAUAUCAAUUUCUUUGUUCCAGAAAAAAGUUGUUCUCGCAGUUGUGACCAAAAUUAGCCUAGGGCUCUGAAAUCAGCUGAAAAAUGAAGUGUUUUAGUUGGACAGUUAAAAAGCAAUAAAAUAACAAAAGUCGAAUUUUCAAGCAUUAUUUUAUUAAAUUCUGCUUCAAAUUGCAUUGAAGCUAAAGAAAACAAGACUGCCCGUAUAAGACUGCUCGAAACAAUAAUGACUACAGUUUUGUUGAGCUGUAGAGCUUUUCUUUAUCUCUUCUAUUUCUGAUGGGCUCAAUUGCACCGUGAAUUAAAUUUGGCUCUUUUUCCUCCCCCUAUCAGCGAAGUUUUACAA